AUGCACGACAACCAACUCACGCACACCGAUCUCAAACCGGAGAACAUCCUCUUCAAGCGCUCCGACUACAUCUCCCUAGCAGGACUGACUACCACCAGUUUGACACCUGUCUUUCUUAUUUCCUCCUUUUUUGUAGAGUUGGGCUGGUCGCAACCCUGUGAUGUUUGGUCAAUCGGUUGCAUAAUCUUCGAACUCUACACUGGCUACACGCUGUUUCAAACUCACGAUAACCGGGAGCACCUGGCGAUGAUGGAACGCACUUUAGGGCAUAUCCCCUAUCGUAUGACCAGAAAGUCUCGGUACGUUGAUCCCUCCUCCCUCCGCCCCCUUCUGGCCACAUUUUUAUUUCCCCCAUUGAAUUUCACCUCCCCUCUCUUUCUUCUCACCUAUCGCGCAAAAUCCACCGAUGCAGCACUGGGUUUUUCUAUCACGGACGACUGGACUGGGACUUUUAUAGCCAAGAGGGCCGUUAUGUUCGCGAGAACUGUCGUCCGCUUCUUACGCUCCAACUACUUUUCGGAAUCCUCUGGCUCCGUAGUUUGCCCUGUCAAGUCGAAGGAAGCCAUUUCUGCAUGCAAGCCCCUACGGCGAUACUGCAAAGAGGAGAGCCAAGACACACUGGACAUGUUCGACCUAAUUUCCAAGAUGUUGGAGUAUGACCCCGCGGAUCGUAUACCCCUCGCCGCAGCAAUGACCCACCCCUUCUUUUUGCGAAUACCAGCGCAUCAACGGUUACCUUAUCGCUUUCGUCCCCACCACAACGUCGAUGGGCUUGCUGUGCCCCAGCAGGCUCUCGACGGUUCCUCGGGCAAUUCCACCACCUCCAAUUCCUCCUCUGACGGUGGUGGUAAUGCCCGGCGCAAGCAUUCAGACGUCCGAUAG
Dibothriocephalus latus is the source of this 882-nucleotide messenger RNA. NCBI's taxonomy places the organism in Eukaryota, Metazoa, Platyhelminthes, Cestoda, Diphyllobothriidea, Diphyllobothriidae. The record is from the annotation of a GenBank genome assembly.